This is a messenger RNA of Amyelois transitella, 1753 nucleotides long. RefSeq names its product NADH dehydrogenase [ubiquinone] 1 alpha subcomplex assembly factor 3. NCBI's taxonomy places the organism in Eukaryota, Metazoa, Arthropoda, Insecta, Lepidoptera, Pyralidae. The transcript is spliced from 6 exons. The record is from RefSeq and is a predicted model, not a curated record. Gene Ontology annotation, biological process: mitochondrial respiratory chain complex I assembly. The coding region runs from base 106 to 669 and encodes 187 amino acids. Gene Ontology annotation, cellular component: mitochondrial inner membrane.
AAUCAGCUGUUUAUUUUGAGGUUAUGUUUUGUUAUUCGAAUUCGAUUCGCAAUUUACAUCAUUAAGUAACAAUUUUGGUAUAAAUAAGGAGAGCAUCCGAAGAAAAUGUUAGCUAAUAGAUUAAGACAAAUCGGCGCCACAGCAGUCAGGCAAAGGCCUAUUUUGAGAGCCAGCUACGCGAAGGCUGCGUACGAGGGUGAGGGGAAGACCACCGUGCGAGUGCUCAACCUGGAACCGGAUCUAGGGCUGAUGAUAGACGCGUAUGCUACCUAUGGUUUCCGGCUGAACAACGGUGUGACAGUGCUCGGACCCAUCGCCAUCUUUCCCAGGACGGUGCUGUCUUGGCAGGUGCGCAGCUCCUAUGAAAUCACGGAGCAGUCGCUGAAACUCUUCAAGAUUCUGGAGCCCAGUAUAGACGUCUUGAUCAUAGGUCUUGAAUGCCAGGAUCGCGCGGUCAUCAACUCGGCCUUCAAAGCUGCGCGCGCGCUCGGCCUCAACGUGGAGUUGCUGUCCACCGAGCACGCCUGCUCCACGUUCAACUUCCUCAACGCCGAGGGCAGGUCAGUGGCGGCCGCGUGCAUCCCCCCGCUCAGCAUCACCCUCAGCGAGGACGACAUGCUGCAGUCCAAACUGCACUACGAGAACCUGUACAGUAGGGACUUGAAGUGAACUCUGUUUCCAGCGAAUAACAUUCAUUUUUGAACGAUGAAGGCAAAGGUGAACGCAAACUUGGCCGCGCCGCAGUCGAAUUAUUUAUGUCUUAUGUUUAACUUUGAAUUUAGCGCUAUUACUAAAAAUAUUUUAACGCCACCUACUAAAAGUGACAAAUUUAACGCCACUUUCAAAAGAAUACAAGUUUUUUGCAAAUCCCACGCGAUAUUUAGUUUUUACUUAUUAUACUUAUUAUUUAGUUGUGUGCAGCCUCAGUGUAGCGGCGACAAACCUGCGUUUAUCUUAAAAGAAUAUAUCUAUUUAGUUUUCAUUGCGAUAUCUUUUGACAAACAAAUUCCCAUAGAUUUUUUGUAAAUAAACUAAAAAUAUAUAAAUUUGGCUCUAUUUUUAUAGACUUGACUUAUUAAUUACUUUGAUAGACAAGACUUUCAAAAGUAAUAAAGGAAAGAUUGUAAUUUGGAGAUUCUACCUUGCUUCAAUUUGUUAUUAUUUGAAUGAGCACAAAAAAAACACAAAUUUAAGGUAAAUUGUUGUUUACAAAACAUUGAUUCUUUUUAUUCCAUAUUUCGUUUAAAAUGACGGAUGUCAACAAAGUGAAACACUGUCGAAUAAACAUUGAUAUUAGUUUCGCAACAUUGUAAUGCUAUUUCAAAUAAAUUAUAAUUUUGUACAUAUAGUUAGUUAAUUGCAAUAAAAUAUAUGAAAUUUAUAAAGUUUUUUUUUUAUUAGUUUAAUGAUGUGACGUUUUAGUAAAACCUGAAUGUGCAGGUUUCCUUACAGUUGACGUUGUUGAAGAAAAUGCUGCAGUGCAGUUUGUUACCGCUUCUUCUGCACUGACGCCUUGGAAGCUGCAGUAAACUUAGUGUUAAGUAAUUUAUUUGAUGUCAACCAAUGUUGUUAAACCAUACGUUUUGACAAUUAUUAAGCGAUAUGAAGUAUCCUAUAAUAAUAAAUAAAAAAUUAUGAAUUAUGAGUAAGAACAUCGGUUAGAACUCUAUACUAAUAAUGUACAUAAUACUAAAAAAUAUUGUUACCGGCAAAAAAAUUGAUUUGAACCUGCGCCUGCCUGAGCUGUACAUAA